AUGUCAGGUUGUAAUAAUGGAGUGCAAUCCAAAAUUCGUGAAUUGUCAAAAAAUGUAUGUCCAUAUGUGCACUGUUACGCUCAUAGACUCAAUUUAGUUUUGGUAGACACAACUAAAAAAGUUGAAGCACUUGAUGAAAUAAUAGGAUUGUUAGAAGCAAUUUAUGCUUAUCAAAGCUCUUCUAUGAUAAGACAUAAUGCUUUUAUACAAGCUCAAAAAGGUUGUGGAAACAUUAUUGAAGUCCCUCAACAUUGUGAAACUAGGUGGGUCUCUAAGUAUAAAGGUGUCAAUUUUUUCAAAAGUAAAUUUAAAUGUGUAAUUGCUGCAUUAACAGAAUGUUCUAAAAGUUCAAAAAAAAAAGAAGCCGCUGAGGCUCGUGGUCUUCUACAUCAAUUUACUUCAUUUCAUGUAAUUUUAACUCUAUUUUACUUGGAUGAAUUUUAG
This is a messenger RNA of Diuraphis noxia (Russian wheat aphid), 444 nucleotides long. RefSeq lists its product as uncharacterized. NCBI's taxonomy places the organism in Eukaryota, Metazoa, Arthropoda, Insecta, Hemiptera, Aphididae. The record is from RefSeq and is a predicted model, not a curated record.